CAAUUUAAUAUAUCGAUAACCAUUAUUUUCUGCUGUGCUACGCUACCCGGUAAAUGCUGAAAUGGUGCAGAAAUAAAUAUAAUUCUCUGACUAAAAAAUUGGCAAAAACAGUCGCGUAAAGUAAUGAAAAGCAACCGCCAGUUUUUCUAGCCGACAGUGUUUCCGUGAGAGCAGUGUAAAGUACAUUUUCGUACCGCAUCGAUUUUUUCUGCUGCCGCUGCUGCUGCUGCUGCUGCCGCUGCCACAUUAACAGCCCCAAGCUAAAUCAAAAACUACAUUCACAAUGUCGCGGCAUCCGAGUGACCGGAAGGUUUAUGUCGGAGAUUUGGGUAAUAACGCCCGUAAAAAUGAUUUGGAGUAUGUCUUUGGAGCUUACGGCAGUCUGCGCAGCGUCUGGAUUGCCCGCAACCCCCCAGGAUUCGCCUUCGUGGAGUUCGAGAGCGCUAGAGAUGCAGCGGAUGCGGUACGCGGUCUAGAUGGUCGCACUGUUUGUGGACGCCGAGCUCGGGUGGAGCUGUCCACUGGUAAAUACGCAAGAUCUGGCGGUGGAGCAGGAGGGGGCGGCGGCGGAGGAGGAGGUGGCGGAGGCGCUGGAGGACGCGACCGCGGUGGCGCUGGUGGCCGUGGGGACGAUAAGUGCUAUGAAUGUGGAGGCCGUGGACAUUUUGCCCGCCAUUGCCGUGAGCGUAAAGCAAGACAGCGACGCAGAAGCAACUCGUUCAGCAGAUCUCGUAGCACAUCCCGUCGCCGUCGCACUCGCUCCAAGUCUGGUGGCACUCGUUCACGCAGUCGCUCCGCUGGCUCUGUGGGCGCUGGUGCUCGCCGCUCUGGCCGCUCAAAUGGACGCGAUGAGAAUGGUUCGGUGUCACGCUACAGCGACCAUGAGCGCAAUGGCAGUGGGGCAGUGGACGCAUCGCCGCCGCCACCUAAGCGGCGCUACGAGGAUGAUGAUGAUGAGCGGGAUAGAGGAUCACGCUCAGCAUCGCCCCCAGUGCGUCGUGGAGGAUCACCACCACGCCGUCGCGGCGAUUCGUCGGCAUCGCGCUCCGUGUCCCGGGACUAGCGACGACAGACGGAUGCAGACGAUGGCCGCAAAUUCAAGAAAAAGAAGAAAUAGUACGUGGGGCCUGGGAGCUGCAACCAAGAAACAAGAAUCAGCGCGAAAGGGGCAACAAACUCCCCCUUCAUUCCCUCACACACACCACACCCCCAAUACAUACAUAUAUAACAAAGAAAGAAAAACAAAACAAAACUAAACGAAACGAAACAAGAAACAAACAAAACAAUUUCCAACAACAAAACAACACUUUCUUCACUCAGUAUACACAACAUACAAACACUGUUUAGUUGUCCCCCAAAACCAUCUUAGCUUAGGGUUUUAAUUUAUUGUCUAAGGGAAGUACGCAUUUGUAAGUACUUUUUGCUAUCGCGACAAGACCUGGAAGAGAAAACACACACAGAGAUCACAGAACAAAGAGCGCUUGAAAUAUCAAAAAUAAAACAUCAAAAUUAUAAAUUCUUAAAAUGGAGAUCGGCGGCAGCCGGCGUAAAGAGGGACACCCGAACCGAACAUCGAUCUAGUCACACCGUUUGCUAUGUAAAUUGAUUUGUGCUUCUGAUUUGACAACCAGACGAUAUAGACGAUGCCUGGAACGAUACUCGAAUAUGUAGGAGGCGGAACGACGCAUUCGUGUGUUUCUCACUGGGGAAUAAAGCGCCAGCAUAUAAAUACAACCUCAUACCAUAACAUAACAUCAUUAUGUCAAUUCUCUUCAAUUCAUGUGUUACCGAUCGAUCCCCAACAAAUACAUACACUCUUGAUAUUUCAACUUUCAAACUUUGUAUGGUGUUUUUUUUCUUUAAAAUAUUCAUAUGAUUGCAAGACCUGCUACAAUGCGAAAU
Messenger RNA from Drosophila pseudoobscura, 1902 nucleotides. RefSeq names its product x16 splicing factor (gene x16). Gene Ontology annotation, biological process: mRNA splicing, via spliceosome. The record is from RefSeq and is a predicted model, not a curated record. Gene Ontology annotation, cellular component: nuclear speck. The coding region runs from base 284 to 1063 and encodes 259 amino acids. NCBI's taxonomy places the organism in Eukaryota, Metazoa, Arthropoda, Insecta, Diptera, Drosophilidae. The transcript has 2 exons. Gene Ontology annotation, molecular function: zinc ion binding; mRNA binding.